Hansenula anomala is the source of this 528-nucleotide messenger RNA. RefSeq lists its product as uncharacterized. Bases 46 to 504 code for a protein of 152 amino acids. The transcript has a single exon. The record is from RefSeq and is a predicted model, not a curated record. NCBI's taxonomy places the organism in Eukaryota, Fungi, Ascomycota, Saccharomycetes, Phaffomycetales, Wickerhamomycetaceae.
GAAUUCAAUGAAAUUCCCUUCAUUAGUGAUUUAAAAUAUUAUGUCAUGGAAGACAAGUUUGACACAUUUGUUGAAACUUCAGAUAACCGUGAUGAUCUUUUAAUUUAUUCAAUGAAUGGUGUUGACUCUAACUUUAUUAGUGAUUUUGAUCCACUUGUUGUCAAUUCUCAGUUUGGGAUUUUAAUCAAGAAUAAUAGUUCCAAGAUCAAUCAUUUGAAUGUUAUUUUGGAUUCUAAUGAUCAGCAUAGUGAUUCAUUGAUUUUGUACUUGCUGAAAACAUUUGGAGCGAAUGUUAAAUCGAUUAAUGUUUCCAUCGUUGGAGAAAAUGUUUACAAGUCAAGAUUAAGUCAAAUAUUGAGUAUCUCUGUCACUGUGCAAGAGUAUGAUCCAGAAAAAGAAUUAAAUGGCUUGGUUUUGAAAGGGCUAAACAUUGGCACAUUGGCAGAUGAUAUUGAACAGAGCAAACACUGUGAUUACGACCUACUUUUAUUGAAAGAGCUAUGAAUAUCUAUGAUUAUUUAUUUGGGG